Messenger RNA from Jatropha curcas, 1868 nucleotides. NCBI's taxonomy places the organism in Eukaryota, Viridiplantae, Streptophyta, Magnoliopsida, Malpighiales, Euphorbiaceae. The record is from RefSeq and is a predicted model, not a curated record.
GCUGUGCGUAUAAAAAAAAAAAAAAAAAAAAAAAAAGCAAAAAAUGGCAAAAUUCUCUUGUGAUUUCCGGUGCCUACUUAUUCCUGCAGCUGUUGCAUUCAUCUACGUCCAGAUGCGGCUUUUGGCUACACAGUCAGAGUACGCCGAUCGACUCGCUGCAGCUGUUGAAUCGGAGAAUCAUUGUACAAGUCAAAUGCGAUUGCUGAUUGAUCAAAUAAGCAUGCAGCAAGGACGAAUUGUGGCUCUGGAAGAAGAAAAGAAACGUCAAGAUGAAGAGUGUAGACAACUGAAAGCUCUUGUUGAAGAUCUUGAAAGCAAAGGCCUCCAAAGAGUGGUUGAUAAGGUACCAGUGGCAGCAGUUGUGAUUAUGGCAUGCAAUCGCGCUGAUUAUUUGGAAAGGACUAUUAAGUCUGUAUUGAAGUAUCAGAGCUCCGUUGCUUCAAAGUUCCCACUUUUUGUAUCCCAGGAUGGAUCCAACGCAGAUGUUAGAAGCAAGGCUAUGAGUUAUGAUCAGCUAAUUUACAUGCAGCACUUGGAUUCUCAACUAGUGUACCCAGAAAGGCCUGGAGAGUUGAUUGCAUACUACAAGAUAGCACGGCAUUACAAAUGGGCAUUGGAUCAACUAUUCUACAAGCAUAACUUCAGCCGAGUAAUCAUACUUGAAGAUGAUAUGGAGAUUGCCCCUGAUUUUUUCAAUUAUUUUGAGGCUGCAGCAGAUCUUCUUGACAAGGAUAAGUCCAUAAUGGCUGUUUCCUCAUGGAAUGACAAUGGACAAAAGCAGUUUGUUUAUGAUCCUUAUACACUUUAUCGGUCAGAUUUCUUUCCUGGACUGGGAUGGAUGCUUACUAGACCAAUAUGGGAUGAACUAUCCCCUAAAUGGCCAAAAGCUUACUGGGAUGACUGGUUGAGGUUGAAAGAGAAUCACAAAGGUCGACAAUUUAUUCGUCCAGAAGUGUGCAGAACGUAUAACUUCGGUGAGCAUGGUUCUAGUUUGGGCCAGUUUUUCAAACAAUAUCUUGAGCCUAUUAAGUUGAACGAUGUCCAGGUUGACUGGAAGUCCAUGGAUUUGAGGUACCUGAUGGAGGAUGAGUAUCCAAAGUAUUAUGCCAACAUUUUGAAAAAAGCUAAAGCUGUCCAUGGAAAUGAUGCUGUUCUGAAGGCGUAUAACAUAGAAGGCGAUGUGCGUAUCCAAUACAAAGACCAAUCAGACUUCGAACGAAUUGCACGCCAGUUUGGUAUUUUUGAGGAAUGGAAGGAUGGAGUACCGAGGACAGCAUAUAAGGGAAUCGUUGUUUUCCGAUAUCAAACGCAAAGACGUGUCUUCCUUGUGGGUCCUGAUUCACUGAGGCAGCUUGGUAUUGAAGAUGCUUGAUGCUAAUGUUUAAAUGAGAUAUCAGGGUUUCUAAGGAUUUAUGAACUGGGUGGAUUGACAAGCCAGGGUGAAAUGAUUCGUCGAUACGGUUUGGUUAUUCAGGUAGCAGUCUCGUACAUGCUUUUCCUCGCCAGUUUUUCCAAUUUUUUUUGUCCCAUUUCUGCAUUGAUAAUAUAUUGGAAGCUAAUUCUUGUGACUUGGCACCGUGUGUUCAGUUGUUCACUGCAUAAUGUUUUCACUGCAUACAGGUAAGAUUUCAUUAGGAAUUUUGUAGAUCUAAACUUUCUAACUCUUGCCAAUUUAUGAUGUAAGGCUCUUUCUCAAUGUAUGGUAAAUCCAAAGUUGAAUUGAUGUCCAACUCUUUUCUUUUUUUCUCUUUUUGAAAAGGAAAAGAAAUUUUCUAUUGAGAAAAUACUUUUAUUAAACCCCUCUUAUUUGCUAUGUUCUUGUAGUUUGUAACUUAGCUUUGCUAAUGUCAAAUCAUAGUAUUCUGGUA